GCGAACACGAGCUGCUCGCACGUAAAAUUGUCAUUAGUUUAAUAAUCAAUCGAGCUAUAGCUGUAAAAUUAGUGUACGGUAGAUUUAAAGUUAAUGGAAGUAAAAAAUUAAGAAAUAAUGCCGCGAUUCAAGAACAUAUUAGUGACGGGCGGAGCCGGAUACAUAGGAAGUCAUUGCGUCGUCACACUGCUAGAAGCCGGUCAUGAGGUUAUUGCAAUUGACAACUUCACUAACUCGGUAGAAGACGAAGACGGGUCCCCAGCUUUACAGAGAGCUGAAAAAAUCACGGGAAAGAAGAUCACGUUUUACAAGGCCGAUUUACUUGAUAAACCACAAAUCAAUGCUAUUUUCGACAAGCAUCCUGUGGACUGCGUGAUCCAUUUUGCGGCACUCAAAGCAGUUGGGGAAUCGAUGCAGCAACCCUUAUUAUACUACCAGAACAACUUGCUUGGGAUGCUCAACUUAUUGGAGAUAAUGCGAUCACACAAUUGCUACCAAAUGGUGUUCUCGUCGUCAUGUACAGUCUACGGCGAACCUGAACACUUGCCGAUCACGGAGACUCAUCCCACUGGAAGUAUCACAAAUGUUUACGGCAGAACGAAGUACUUCAUCGAGGAAAUGCUCAAAGACUUAAGCGCUGCUGAUGAUAAAUGGAACAUUAUCUCCCUCCGGUAUUUCAACCCUGUCGGUGCACAUCCUUCAGGGCUGAUCGGCGAAGACCCUACUAAGGAGUUCACCAACCUCAUGCCAUUCCUCGCGCAAGUUGCUCUCGGGAAGAAACCUGUGCUCACCGUUUUCGGAACCGACUACAACACUCCCGAUGGAACCGGUAUUCGAGAUUACAUACACGUCAUGGAUUUGGCUAGCGGGCAUGUAGCCGCGUUAAAUUUACUCAGCCAAACCCAUAUCAGACUAAAGGUCUACAAUCUGGGUACAGGCAAAGGAGUUUCAGUCAAAGAAUUAGUGAACGUAUUCGAAAGAGUCACAAAAGCCAAAGUGCCACUCAAGUACGUCGAUCGAAGACUUGGAGACAUCAGCGCAAUGUGGGCGGACACCUCACUGGCUAAAGAAGAACUCGGAUGGUCCACUCAAUUAACUAUCGAAGAGAUGUGUACGGAUUUCUGGCGAUGGCAGACAAUGAAUCCCGACGGAUACCCGAAAAAGACCAAGAAAACCGAGAUUGUCGUUAACGGGAAGAGUUAAUUUUCCUUAUUUAUAUAUUUAUUUAUUUAAACUAAUCUAAUUUCAUACAGCUAUGCGAUAAUACUACAAUAUACAAUAAACUUUUAUUUAUAAAAUUUUGUGCGUAAUUUAUUUAUUUGUACCGGCUUUUGGAAUGAGCUCCCCUCCACGGUUUCCCGAGCGCUAUGAC
Molecule: messenger RNA, 1372 nt
Organism: Bombyx mandarina (wild silkworm)
Lineage: Eukaryota; Metazoa; Arthropoda; Insecta; Lepidoptera; Bombycidae
Product: UDP-glucose 4-epimerase
Biological process (GO): beta-D-galactose catabolic process via UDP-galactose, Leloir pathway
Cellular component (GO): cytosol
Molecular function (GO): UDP-glucose 4-epimerase activity
Source: RefSeq, a predicted model, not a curated record